Molecule: messenger RNA, 1713 nt
Organism: Phragmites australis (common reed)
Lineage: Eukaryota; Viridiplantae; Streptophyta; Magnoliopsida; Poales; Poaceae
Product: probable ascorbate-specific transmembrane electron transporter 1
Exons: 3
Molecular function (GO): oxidoreductase activity
Source: RefSeq, a predicted model, not a curated record
CCGUUCUUCUGCAUAAGCCUGGCCUUGGGUCCUUCACCCACAAGCGCCCGCCCAUUGUCAGCCGGCUGUGGUGGUGGUAGCAGCGCGAGCUUCAGGCUGACGGCGCCGCCGAUGGUGGUCACGGCGCAGCUGCUGGCAGCCGCCGUGCACACGCUCACGCUCGUCUGGGUGCUGCACUUCCGCGGGGGCGUCUCGUGGUCGUGGGAGCGGACCUCCGGCUCACUCUUGGUCUACACGGCACCUCCUCUUUUCAUGGUGCUUGGCUUUGUCAUCUGGACCGGAGAAGCCGUGAUGGCGUACAGAAUCAUCCUGGAUCCAACGGCGGCCAAGAAGGCGGUGCACCUGCUGCUGCACCUCGCCGCCCUCGCCUUCGCCGCCGUCGGCCUCUACACCGCCUUCAAGUACCACCACGAUGCCGGCCUCCCCGACCUCCACUCCCUGCAUUCUUGGCUCGGGAUUGCCACCAUAGCGCUCUAUGCUUUUCAGGUUCUUCCCAGGUAAGAUUUGUAGCCCACAAACAGCGACACUUCCGGAAGUCCAUGGGCCAGCCGGAGCCGGGUCAGGCCUAUCAUCAAGCUCGGCCCUAAGAAUCAUGCCCUUUGGCCCAUCUCAGCAGAAAAAGCACUAAAGAAAAUUAUUAAAUAUAUUAACAUAUGUAUAUAUAUAUUCUGCUAGAAUUGAUAUAUUAUUAUAAAAUAAAAAACUUAAUCUUUUGGGCUACUUUCGGUUGUGGGUCAGGCCUGAUCGGUCUGGGCUGGGCUCAGAACUAACUUUUUCAGGCCCAGUCUGGCACACGAACAUGUCUAAUUCAUUCGGAUAUAUACUCCCAGUUCCAUGUUGUUCAAGAGGUUGUAUACUUUAUGCACUUAUUACAAACUGAUUUACUAGUACAAGUGUAUAUAUACUACUAUUGCAAGCACAUAAAACUGGACACAUGACGAAUUCAAGUACACACUAAUCUCUAAAUCGGUAGAAAUGAUAAAUCUGUAUUAUCUAAUAGAAGCCAUGCCAUCAACACUUUCCUUCAGUAAUAUAUAAUUUAGUGGCAUGGACAUACAUAUACUGUGGCUCCAGUGGCUGGUGGCAUUUGUGUACUUUGUGUUCCCCGGGGUUGUGAUGACAAUGAGGGCGGACUACGUGCCAAGGCACAUCUUCUUCGGCAUCGUCAUCUUCCUCAUGGCCAUCUACACCGCCGAGACUGGCCUCGCAAAGUUCAUCUUCCCCGGUAACAGCUACCCAAGCGAAGCGUUCGUCGUCAACUUCACCGGCUUCGCCAUCCUCAUGUUUGGCGUGGUUGUCGUCCUGGCUGUCAUCCUUCCGUCGAGAUACUAGCAAAUGAAGGAUAGCUGAUGGUUUUCUUUUAGGUCAUCUCCAGCAGAUACUCUAAAAAUUCAUCAUCUAUAACACUAUUACAACAUCCCAUAACUUUUCUAUCUCCAACAGCUACUCUAUUUCCUAUCUUCUGUUACUCUCAUCCUCCUUUCGGACCCACGUGUUAGCCUCAGUGAACAGUAAUAAGGAGAGGAGAGAUAGUACCCUAAAUUUGAGGUACCUAGCCCCCUGUCAUAUCACUGUUCAACUGGAUACCGGUGCUGUUGGACAUGGCAGCCGGCCCUCAAAGUACUACUGUAGCAUUGGAUGUCCACAUUACUGUAGCACUGGAUUUCGAUGCUGCUGGAGAUGCCCUUAACCAUUGUUGGCUUUGGAGUGCUG